CAAUCCCUCCCUUCACACACACACACACACACACUCAGUCUGUCGCUCUCACAGACACCAUUAGCACGGCUCUGUGGUGGAAAUAGAAAGCUAGAGAUAAAGAGAGAGAGACAGGAGGAUCAAAAGAAAAACAAAGAGGGCAAACAGGUGGAAUUAGGAACUAUUCCUCAGACUACAGCAUGCAGCAGCGUUGGGUGUGUGUGGCUUUACUGGCCCUCCUGACUGUCACAUUGACGCUGGCAGAUGGUGGAAAAACAGAGAAACACGGUAAGAAAGAGCGUAAAUCGGAUUGUGGCGAGUGGCAGUGGAGCGUGUGUGUGGCUAACGAGGGUGACUGCGGCCUGGGCACCAGAGAGGGCACACGCACCGGCACCGACUGUAAACAGACCAUCAAAACCCAGCGCUGCAAAAUCCCCUGCAACUGGAAAAAGCAGUUUGGAGGUGAGUGCAAAUAUGAUUUUCAAGCUUGGGGAGAGUGUGACUCGACCACUGGAAUGAAGACGCGCACCGGUGUGCUAAAGCGAGCGCUGAUGGACGCUAACUGCCCGAACACCGUCAGCGCCACCAAACCCUGCGGCAAACCCAAGACCAAGAUACAAGAUUCACAGAAACCAAAACCGGAAGGAAAGAAGAAGGAGCGGAACCCGACGGACUAGAGGAGAAACUCCACCUGCAUCCUGAAGCUGCUCUCUUCUGCUCCUCGGGCAGAGACCGCAUGUGAGCCGCAGAGAUGAUGCCGGAUCUUAUUUACAGUAGAAUAUUUUUAGAUCGUUUGUAGCUUUAAUUUACAGCUCACGGAAUAAUACAUAAAUGAUAAAAGAAACAAAUGAAUUACUAAAAUCAUCUGCUGAAUCUUCUAACAUUGUACCAGCAGUAUCAGACAGCCCAGUUCACACAAAUAUGUUCUAAGAACGUUUUUAUAACAUUCCCAAUCCCAUUAGGUUAUGAAAAGUUCUGAAUUUUCUCUGAAUGUUCUAAACAUCCAGUUUUUUAAAUGUUUAAAAAAAAAACUUUCUCUUGGUUAUGCAGAUGUUAAGGGAUCAUUACAUUUGAUCAUUUUCCAAACAUUCCAAACGUUCUGAUACAAGAAAACAUUCCAUGAACGAUGUAUAAAUAACCCGAAAACUCUGAAUGAACGUUCUAUUAAUGUUACUUGAAGAACUUUUAUUCAUAACUUUGCCAGAUCAUUCUGAGGAUUUGCUGUUAGCUGGGCGCCUGAACAUCAGAGAUGAAUAAAAUGCGCAAUUUUAAUUCAUGAGUAUGCAUUGAAAUGAAACGUCCGCAUCAAACAUGAUGUUGAAUUAGAAUUUGAAUUGUAAUUUAUGAACAGAAAAGAUCCUUAAAUGUUCUUAAGUAAAUUGGGGGAAUUGUCCUUCCACUAAAAUGAAAUUUACUAAAUACAUAACAUUUAAAAUUGAUCAUUAAUAUCAUCUGAUGUUUCUGAAAUAUCCUAUACAUAGGACAUAUUUAUGGAUAAUACAUACUGAGAAAUAAAGAAAUGUAUCAAUUAAAAAUUCAAAUUAGAAUUCUGCAUCCUGUUUGGAACCACAAUUCAAAUCAAGUUUAAUCAAAAAGUUAAAUUCUCAAUUCAGCUCUGCUGGAGAAUUAAUUAAAAACACAACUAAAGUUAAACUAAUGCUUUAUAAAUGAAAUAAAGUCAUGAAUGUAACAUCACCAGUAUUCCAGUAAAUAAAGAUGUUAAUUAUUC
Messenger RNA from Sinocyclocheilus anshuiensis, 1708 nucleotides. Its product is annotated as pleiotrophin-like. The coding region runs from base 180 to 656 and encodes 158 amino acids. NCBI's taxonomy places the organism in Eukaryota, Metazoa, Chordata, Actinopteri, Cypriniformes, Cyprinidae. The transcript is spliced from 5 exons. Gene Ontology annotation, molecular function: growth factor activity. The record is from RefSeq and is a predicted model, not a curated record.